AUGGGCUCCAUGAUCCAACAAGAGCGCGUUUCGCGAGGCAAUGAGAUUGCGUCACAAGACUCGUGUUUAUUGUGGAUGAUGGGCUGUUCGCCACCCAAACAAACAGGAGGCUCAAAUUUGGGAAAGCUCCUUAAAGCUACCCCGAGUAAAGCUGAGCUUAGCACAUACACAGUGCCUGUGAACUUCUUCACCGCGACGCCGCCAGCAAGCGUGUCAUAUGCGUCGUCCGAUGAUGAGACGCCACUGUCAUCGAAGUCAGGCAUCACCACACCUCACAGCUUGUUGUUUCAAAACUCACAUGAUAAUCUUCCCUUUGAGACAGGGUUAGAAAGCACGACGCUUGGCUCAUCAUGGUCAUCGAGUUCUAAGUUUUGUGGCAGUUUCGAGUCCCAGGAGUCAGCGCCUACCUCAUGCGAGGAAGUAUCUCCAGAGUCGAAAGCAUCAAUCGACGGCUCUAUUCCUAGUGCGAGUACCAGUGCUACUGGCGAUAGUCUUGAGGCCCUUUGCGAACUGCUUCAGAGCCACAAACUUGGAUUUGAAGAGUCGAAUCAUCGUGCUGAGCCUCAGUCCAACCUCGGUCCCCGAUCUGAAUCUUGGCAAACAAUCCGUAUGAAGCAGAAGGAAGGAAGCGAUGAUGAAGCACCUUUUUCUAGCUCGUCAAGUACGCUCGGCCAAGAAGUGACUCCCUCGAACUGUGCAUCUGAUAUGUCACCCCCACCGAGCCCUUCGUCAAUGGGUCCACCUAGCCUCGAUCCUUUAGGACCUGAGGAUCUCUCGGCCUAUGUUUCAGGUAUUGGUCUCCCUAUCGACCCUGAUAUUGAGAUGAGUACGUUUGUACAAUUGCAGACAUUCCGUCACCAUACGCGCAGUCGAAGUGUGGGCCGCUUCGACUCACGACAUGAGAAAUCUAAAUGGCGCAGGCCGGACCGAUCAAAGAUGGACGAGCGAACAGCCAACAUGCUUGGACUUAGUCCGCGGAAGUUGCAGUCAAUGGCAUCACCUAGGCCCCCGCUCGCUUUGGUUCGUGACACCGAGCACAUUCCGGCCCUUGAUGGUCUUGGUAGUGCACUUUGCAAUCCUGGCUACGUUCUUCAUUCAAGAAAUUCCUCCGUCUCUUCGUUCUCUGAGACAUUUGAUGAUGAGCCUCCCGCUUCGCCCAUCUUGCGGACGCCAACAGAGGCACUCGAACCACUCCCUGAUGAUGGUGAUUUUAGCUUAUCUUUGAGCGAUGCCAGCGUGCCAGAUGAGCUCCCAAGUGAACAUGUCACUAUUGAGCAUUUACAACCGCUUGUCACGGAUACUCAACAACUCUGUAUGACUUCAGAAGAACCUCCACUUGCCGACUACACUCUCGGGGACAACCUGUCUAAGACGUCGUUGACGCGGUCAAGUUCCUUGGACUGUGAUGAUGACGUACCUGUCUCUCGGGGGAGGUGCACGUCAGUUAAGUCGAUCAAGUCCCCAAGUAGUCCGGUGGUGUCUGGCGCCAAGCUAGGUGUUUCGCAUCGGCGAUCAAACCGACGCCGAAAGAACGAAUCUUCUUCGGGUUCAUCUCAGACCCGACCCCAGGCUGGCUUGAAUUUGGAGUUGCGCUCUCGCGAAAAGGAGCGCAGCCUUGGCAAACAACGCGGUCGUGGUAAUGCCGUCAAGGUUGUUGCGUCUUCCUCAGACGAGUGCGCUGAGUCUACAUUGAAUCCAGCGCCUUGCGAUGACAUGAAGGGAUCGGACGAUGAAAGUGUUUUAGAUGUCGCGCAGGCUUUGCCUCGUUCGCGUUUGUUGAGCAACAGCUCACAUUUGUUAAUGCUUAGUCUCGAACUUGCUAUGAUUCACCACCACAAGAUCAAUGCCCCUUUGAAGCCACGUUGGGGUAGGAGGCGUGAUGACGACUUUCAGCCUCUUCCUGGCAUGAAUGCACGCAUCCAACGCUACAUGGCCGAAAGGAAGCUGAGGCAUGUGCCGUCUUCCGUCCGGACUUCCUCUAUGUACCAUUAUGUUGAUGAAUGUGGGUCUCGUCUUAAAUAUAAUUGGGACGCGCGCACGUAA
Malassezia globosa CBS 7966 is the source of this 2043-nucleotide messenger RNA. RefSeq lists its product as uncharacterized. The record is from RefSeq and is a predicted model, not a curated record. Lineage: Eukaryota; Fungi; Basidiomycota; Malasseziomycetes; Malasseziales; Malasseziaceae. Bases 1 to 2043 code for a protein of 680 amino acids. The transcript has a single exon.